Messenger RNA from Thecamonas trahens ATCC 50062, 3766 nucleotides. Its product is annotated as serine/threonine-protein phosphatase 2B catalytic subunit 1. Gene Ontology annotation, molecular function: calmodulin binding; calmodulin-dependent protein phosphatase activity. The coding region runs from base 265 to 3111 and encodes 948 amino acids. Gene Ontology annotation, biological process: calcineurin-mediated signaling. The transcript has a single exon. Gene Ontology annotation, cellular component: cytoplasm; calcineurin complex. NCBI's taxonomy places the organism in Eukaryota, Apusomonadida, Apusomonadidae. The record is from RefSeq and is a predicted model, not a curated record.
CCUCCUCCCCCCUCCCCCCCCCCCUCUCACUACAUUCACCAACCUUACAUUGACCAUCUAGCGGUUGCUUGUCUCGUGCCUCGCCCUUGCCCCGUCCCCGUCUGUUUGUCUGUCUGUUCCCUCUUUUGGGAGAAGGUGUGACCAGGAACCAACCCAAUCAGGAGCAGUCGCUCUCGAUCAAGAGCACACCACGAACAGCCGCUAUCCCUGCUACUGGUGCGGUUGCUAACCAAUUUUCAUAUACUGCUGCACUCGCUAGUUGGAAUGUCGAUGGCAGAAGCUGGGGCCCUGGUUGCUGAGCCUGCUGUGGCGGUAGAACGUGCCAGGACAAAGUCCGGGAGCUCAUCAGCCGACGAUGACAUGGACCUCAACGUCUUGGUGCGGAGCCAAGAGCCGGAGCCGGUCCCUUCACGGGAGCUGGCAAGAGGCAACGUCUCGUCAGAACGAACUGGGCCUGGUGGCGCAGCCUCGCCUGUUGCGAGCAUGUCGGACGAUGAGCUUGCGCCCUCACCUGGCGUCGCGUCGCCACCGCUCUCGGAAGAGGCGCUGUUCUCAAACGCGGCCACGCCCACACCCUCAGAGCCAGGCGACUUGGACGAGAAUGACAACCUUCGUACUGAUGCUGCGGGCUUGACUGUCACGCGUCGUCGCUCUGGAACCGAUUCCUUGGCUGUUGCCGUGUCUGUCGUGUGCUCUGACGCCCUCGCAGGCCCCCCACCGCUGGAGUCCUCACCCUGUCGAUGCCUUCUGACACGGCCGACGUGUACCUGUGGGCUCUCAUCGAGCACAGCCACUCUAUCCAGAUUCGGCAACUCUUCGGCCACCAUGGGCUCAUCGAUUGACACCGUGUUUGUAGCCUCGGGUGCGCUCGACACGCUCGAUGCCGAUUCGAACGGGCCAUCACCAUCUUGUAGGAGCUCAAGUAGCGACGCAUUUUCAUCGUCGUCACGGACUGCAUCGCCAACAUGCGGGCGUUCAUCUGCCUCGUCGACGCGGAUUGUGAGCUCGACCGAGUCGGACUCGGGCUCGUUCACUGCCUCGUCCGGAAGCUUUGCUGCUUCUGAUGACGACCGCCCGCCUGCCCACACCAUCCUUGCCGCCUCGGGCCUGCCGCUCGGGUUUGAGGCCAAGUUUAUGGAGCGGACCACCGGAAUUCCGCUCUUCACCCUCGACGACUUGCUCAAGACCGGUGAUGGACCCACGCCGUCCAAGCUCGCCUGGCGUGACCUUAUCUCGCACCUGCUGCACUGGGGUCGGCUUGACCCCGCUGCGGCGCUCUUUCUCCUCACUUCGGCGCGCGCCGUCCUCGCCGAUCUGCCCAACAUCAUCCAAGUCUCCGGCCCCACUGUGGUGGUCGGCGACGUGCACGGACAGCUAUUUGACUUGCUCCUUGCCUUUGCGCUGGGCGGGCCGGUGACCAAGACCUCAUACCUGUUCCUGGGCGACUACGUUGACCGUGGCGCCUUUUCUUCCGAAGUUUUGUUUAUUCUCUGCGCCUUUGUCAUCGAGUUUCCGCAAACCUUCCACCUUCUUCGAGGCAACCAUGAGUGCCGGUUCAUUUCGUCGACCCAUGGCUUUCUCCACGAGCUCGAGUUCAAGUACUCUGACGCGAGCCGCGAGAUCUUUGAUGCCGCCAACAACAUGUUUGAUGCGCUCCCGCUUGCCGCCGUUUACACCUCACCCCACAAAGAGCGGCUGUUCUGCUGCCAUGGUGGCAUUUCGCCGGUCCUCAUGACCCUCGACGACCUGGCCAACGUCGACCGCUUUGCGGAAGUGCCGCAAUCGGGCCUUGUGACCGACUUGUUGUGGGCCGACCCCAUGGAACGCGCCUCACUCUCGCCUAGCACCCGCACGCAGUGGAAGUCGCGCGAGUGGGAUCCAAACUGCGAUCGCGGCGUCUCGUACAAGUACGGGCCGACGGCCUUGGUCGACUUUCUCAACCUCAACAAUUUCGUCGGCAUCAUUCGCGCCCAUCAAGUUCAGGCCAAUGGCUUCUCCGACCACGCUGACUUUUCCGACGUCAACCGCCUCGCCAACAUCGACUCGGGCUGGCCGCUCAUCAUGACUGUCUUCUCUGCGCCCAACUACUGCGCCAUGUAUCAGAACCGUGCUGCCGUCCUCCGUCUCCUCUCCGAGCCCGAUGCGUCCGGCAAGCUCUGGUCUGCCACUUGCUUUGACUCGCAGUCUCUGCCACACCUGGACCACGCUGCGUGCUGCUCCGGCCAUGGCCUCAAUCCCAACUCUUCGACCAAGUGCUCCCUCAUCGCCGACACCUACUCGCCUCUUCACGGUUCGACAUCCCCGCCGCCAUCCGACGAGGUCAACCUGCGUGUCAACGUCAAUUCUGACGUUGUUCGCUCGACUGAGACCAACUCAUUGAGCACACCGGCCUUUACGCCAAAUUCGCAGCUACUCUCGGCCCUUGUGUCGGACCCUGUCGGUGUUUUCCUCCCGUCGGGUGACUCGCCGCCUGCCGAGUCGGCCAACUCGCGAGCCAAAGACAUGAUCACCGAGGCUGCCGUGGUUGACGCCAUCACACCGUCGCCUGAAGACGAGGAGGCCAUCAAGGGUGUCCGCAUGCUAGACGGUCUCUCGGAACAGUCGUCGCUCGACUCGUCGUUCCAGCUAUCACUCCAUUUCGUACCCAUGUUUGACUUUUCCGGACAGCUCGCUGCCGCUCGUGUUUACCGGGCCGACAAGGACCGUGGCAAGCGCAAGCGCAAGCGAACCAAGCGCCGCCGUCGUGCCACUGAUGGCGAUGUAACCUCACUUGUCGGACCAGUAUCCAAGCUAGAAACGGUUGCUUCCCUCUCCAGCUCGCUCGAAUCCUCGCUCGUCGUCGUCAACGGCGCCCAGACGUCAUCAUGCAUCCCAUCUCUGACCUUUCCAGUCUCCUCAGCCUCAACCUCAACCUCAACCUCAACCGCGACGUCGCCGUCGGCCUCGUCGACGACCACCUCCUCCUCCUCGUCGUCGUCGACCCCGUCGUCGUCGAGAACUGUGACUGGAGGUCGGUCUUCAACGGGCCGUGAACGCCCGCCAUUGUCGCCGGCUGCGGAUGUUCGCGACACGCCGGCCUCAUCGGACCAGCCCCACUCGGAUACCUUGUGAAGCGCACGGCCCAGCCUUUGGCGCAUUCUCCACAGAGUGGUCAGCUUUGCGGCCACAAGUGUGUGCAACGUCUCUGGCAAAGGUCCCACUCUACGCAGCGCACGGCACGCGCAUAGUGGCGGCCGCAGGGGUUACUGCAAGACUUGGUACUGUGCUGUGUUGUUCACUUUGAUGCGCGCGCGACAAUGUGCCAAAUCGACCGCACAUUGGAGACUGUGGAGGGCUACAUCACAAUGCAGUUCUUCUUUCCGCUCCGUACCGGCCUCCGCGUCCCAUCGUUGGCAAUCCGCAUGCGAACUCGCUCCCGCCGACGCCACUGCCAGUCGUCAGGCACCGCGCCGGUCUCCUUGGCUUCGGCGACCUGGCCCUCCCAUGCAUCCAGCUCGUCGAGGUAGUCUGCAGGCGGCCAUUGGUGGGACCGGACCCACGCCAAGUUGUCCGGGCCAAGAGCGCCCGGCGUGAUGUGCGGUGCGAGCGGAACAACGUUCGAUGCCAGAAAGUGGAGGAGAAAGGCCGCAAGCUGGCUCGCACCCUGGGCUUGCGACGCGUGCAACAGAGCCACGACGUCGAUGCCCGACUGGCCGACAGACGCUGUCGUCGCCCGCUCGAGGAUCUUGGACCCGUACAGCUCAGUAAACUGCAAGAGCCGGAACAA